Molecule: messenger RNA, 876 nt
Organism: Salarias fasciatus (jewelled blenny)
Lineage: Eukaryota; Metazoa; Chordata; Actinopteri; Blenniiformes; Blenniidae
Product: trace amine-associated receptor 1-like
Exons: 2
Coding region: 1-876 (291 amino acids)
Biological process (GO): G protein-coupled receptor signaling pathway
Cellular component (GO): membrane
Molecular function (GO): trace-amine receptor activity
Source: RefSeq, a predicted model, not a curated record
AUGUAUGGCCCAUUUCUGAUAAUUUGUGGAAACCUUCUUGUCAUAACCUCCAUCAUGUAUUUCACACAGCUUCACACUCCUACAAACUACCUCAUCCUCUCUCUGGCUGUGGCUGACCUGCUUGUCGGAAUGCUAAUUCUUCCUUUCAGUGCCGUUCUGCCUGUCAGGUCAUGCUGGUGUGUUGAAGGUGUGUUGUGUAAAGUGAAAAACACCUUCGAUGUAUUCCUCUGUACAUCAUCUAUUUUGAACUUGUGUUUUAUCUCUGUGGACAGAUAUUAUGUAGUUUGCCAGCCUCUUGCAUACAAAACUAAGAUGACAGUGCGCACUGUAGUGAUCAUGAUCUUGCUGACCUGGACCGCUUCUGCUCUGCUUGGAGUUGGAACUACCCUCCGUGGACUGGACCCAGGGCAAUCUCACCAAAAAUACCAUGUAUUCCAAAUUCAAAAAUCAGCUGAAAUGGGACCAGUUUUUGCCUUUUAUGUCCCAACUUUUAUCAUUUUAAUGAUUUAUCUCAAGAUAUUCAGAGUGGCGCACAGGCAGGCUCGCAGCAUCCAGAACAACACAAAGUGUAAAGCAGGUGUCAGUAAAAUGGAGCGGAAGGCCACAAAAACUCUCGCGAUAGUUGUCGGGGUUUUCCUCUUGAGUUGGUCUCCUUUCUUUCUUUCUGUGUCAUUUUACCGCUUGAGUGGUAACACGAUCCAACUCACCUUGAUUGAAGCAUUUAAGUGGUUCGGAUUUUCAAACUCAUUGCUCAACCCGUUCGUUUAUGCUUUCUUCUACAAGUGGUUCAGGUCAGCUUUUAAAAUGAUCAUUUUUGUGAAAAUAUUUCGACAGGAUGUUUCCAAUGCGAAACUGUCUUCAUUUACUAUUUGCUAA